Messenger RNA from Asterias rubens (European starfish), 1228 nucleotides. RefSeq names its product GSK3B-interacting protein-like. NCBI's taxonomy places the organism in Eukaryota, Metazoa, Echinodermata, Asteroidea, Forcipulatida, Asteriidae. Gene Ontology annotation, biological process: regulation of canonical Wnt signaling pathway. Gene Ontology annotation, molecular function: protein kinase A binding; kinase regulator activity. The coding region runs from base 4 to 420 and encodes 138 amino acids. The transcript is spliced from 2 exons. Gene Ontology annotation, cellular component: cytoplasm. The record is from RefSeq and is a predicted model, not a curated record.
AAAAUGGCAGACGACACGAGCGGCUUGCCUACUCCGGACACCGAUGAAAAAUUGAUGAAAAUCGAGGCAAAAUCAGCUGUCCGUGAGGUUAAAUUUGCCGUUGACUAUGUGGACAUUUCAGAGAAGCUGGACAAUACUGAUGAACAAGCUUACCUCAACGUAAAGACGAAGGAAGGCGAUAUGUUUUGCGUGGAACUCACGUUGCAAGGUUUUCGGAUUGUUGGCUCCACAUAUGAUUCCGUCCAAGAUGCGGACAAGACGUUGCCGUAUUAUGAGACAAUCUAUGCCCUCCUGGACAAGCACAGCCCCCAGUACAGACUCACAUUCGGAGAGGCUCUAGCCGACAAACUUCAACUCCUCCAGAACGAACAGAAGGAUGUCGAGGAGGAAAGUUGUGCCGAUGUUAACAGAACUAACUGAGGAAUGUCAUUCACUCUCAAGAGUUCUUGUGGAGAGGAACCUUGACAUCUUCUUUGGCAUUGCCUUGUACAACUGCUUGCCUUUCGAAACUUUGCCACAUUUUGCCUAGGAUCAACUGUUGGACAAUGUACUACGUCAUCAAAGCCCUUCUGAUGUGAUAGUUAUACAGCAUCACAAAUUUUGUUUGGCCUUGCCUUGUACCAAUACCUUUCAAAAUUUGUCUGUAAAUGAAAUAUAAGUUUUUAUAAUUUGAUUGUAGAGAUGCUCAUACUCGGAGCAGUCUACUGUUCUUAGAACUGACACACUUAGUUACAUGUACCUGUCCAUGUUUGUUGUGUUGUCAUUUAGCCUUCGAGAAAGAGUCUGCUAGGGCCAAAAAUGCAGGCAGUUAACUAUUUUUGACAUAAAAGUGAGACAUGGAAACAGUGCAUUGGAGACAAUGCUCACUUUCAGUUAAAACACUGAUCUGUUUUUCCGGACUAAACUUGCAAAUCACCAAAAAGUCUUUCCUACAGGGAACACACACAGCUCCCAUAAUAAAAUGAAUCUAAAUGCCAUAAAGUCCCCUCCUUGCUCGUUUCCCAACAGGCAUUUCUUACAUCGUGUCACCCAAGCCCAGAAGCAAUCAGAAAACUGAUGCAAAUUAAAAUACCCAUGAGAUCUUUCGGUCACAGGAAAAACAAGUCCACAGGCUAGGGCCAUAGCUCUCUGCAUAAUGUCAAAACGCUGUUUGAAUGCACUAUAGUUAAAGGGACUCUAGGGUGGAUUUCACAAAGGUAGUCUUAACUUAGGACUUGUCCUAGGCAAU